Messenger RNA from Trypanosoma cruzi, 4173 nucleotides. RefSeq lists its product as uncharacterized. Gene Ontology annotation, cellular component: cilium; intraciliary transport particle A. The record is from RefSeq and is a predicted model, not a curated record. NCBI's taxonomy places the organism in Eukaryota, Euglenozoa, Kinetoplastea, Trypanosomatida, Trypanosomatidae. The transcript has a single exon. Bases 1 to 4173 code for a protein of 1390 amino acids. Gene Ontology annotation, biological process: intraciliary retrograde transport; cilium assembly. Gene Ontology annotation, molecular function: protein binding.
AUGCUGGUUGCCAUUGUCCUUUUUUUUUUUCUAUCUCUCUCUCGCAUCAUUCCAAAGCCUUUUCUUAUACGUUUAUGUUUAAUAGUUGUUUGUUUUUUCAAGAUGGGAGUGCAAAAGAAGUUUGAAUUAUCAACAAAAGAACUUGGAGGUGGGGUGAUUCUUUUCUCUUGGAACUCAAGUGGAACGCAGCUUGCAGUGUAUAGUGCAAACGGAAAGCUGCAGAUUCUAUCUCCCGAUGGCAAGAAGUUGAACACGUCCUCCUUUCCAGGUGUCGUCAGAAUUGCGUGGGACUACUCAUCGGACACCCUCGCACUUAUUCAAAAAAAUAACAGUAACGUUACUUUACAGUCGACCGGGAAGCAGAGUUCCGAUAGCAUUGACUCCGGGCUGCAUGAGCUGUGUUUUCUUGCGUGGUCACGCCGUGGCUCCCAUCUUGCUGUUGGCAGUACCAAGGGUACCUUUGUUGUGAUCAACAGUGAAACCCUAAAGAAGUUGCCUGUUGUUGGAACACAUACUAAGGCGAUAGUUGAUGGCAAAUGGAGCGUGGAUAACACACUGGUAAUGGUCGGAGAGGACAAUGUCCUCUCUAUCUCAGAAGAGGAUGGGGUGCUUCGGCGACAGGUGUCAUUGAAAUUAAUGCCUUUGUCAGUUACUUUGGUGGAUCUUUCGCAAAGGGGUGAAGAAAAAUUCCCAUUCAGUACAGCCGCACUGAUAAAUUUUGGCAAAACACUUGAGCAUUUCAAUUUAGAAACAUUUAAGGCUCAACCUGUGCCGUUUGAGUCGAAAUUGGGUACGGUCACUGUGUGCGACUUUAUUUCGGGAGGCCUGGUGUGUGUGGGUUUUAGUUCUGGGGCUGUGGCAUUGGUCAAUGCUUCUGUCCAGGGGGUGAAGAUGUGUGGUGUGGUCCGGUCUUUUCACGAUACCGUAAAUGCGCUGGCUUGCUGCCAAAAUUUUAGCAUGUGCGCUGCCGUUGGUGAAAACGCUCUUAAAUUUUUCAGAAUUGCUGAUGGUAGCAUUGUGGAGAAUGCAAUGGAAAGAGUCGAACUGGGAGGGACGUACGGCACCUUACGAGGGGUAGAAUGGAGCAAGGAUGGGUCCAAUGUCACUCUGUCUACGGAGCAGGGGCAAUUGAUAAGUUACAAGUUGAAUGUAUCGGCUGUAAGCACCACAAAAGGCACCUUUAUUUACUUUCUCUCAUCCUCGCGCGUGGUAACGGCAAAAAGUUUGCAGGAUGACCGUAUAAUAUACAAUGCGAACGUGGACAUUGAACCAGCGAUCAUUGCCGCUGCUCGAGGGAUUUUGGCCGUUUGUGCCGGACACAAUGUUCUUUUUUACACAACGGAAGGAAACGAGGUUUCUCUUCUCCGUAGAGCUGAUUUUCCUUCAGCUAUUUCUGCGUUGAAGGUGUCAUCUAGAAUUGCAGCGGUAGUCUGUGAUGGAAAAAUUGAGCUUAACGAGAUACGUUCCGGUGAAAACUCUACCACAUUCCCGGAAAACGGAACUGCAAACAUCAUUUCUUUGGAUAUGACUGAGGUUCUUCUUGUUUAUGCAACAACAGAGAAAAUUUGUGUUGUCAACCUCAUUGAUUUUCAAUGUGUUGUUGAACACACGCCCUCUAUAGGUAUUAAAAGAGCGGUCCCCAAUACGAGUUGCACUCGGGUAGCACUCAUCGGUAAGAAUGAUGCCCUGUACAUUUUUAAUCCUGUAACACUGACCUUGAUCCAAACCGAGGGUUUUGAGGCGGAACACAAGAACAUUUUGUGGGAUCAAGGCGAUUAUGGCAUUUUGGUCUCAUACGACAGCAAAACCAUGGUCACAUUUGUCUAUUCGCCGCACAGUCGGUAUGGUCCAACAUCGGAGUCGGUUGUCAUCAAGGAUACGAAUACAGAAAAUCUCGUCACACCCAUCCCUGUGGGAUACACACCCGUGGCUCUCUUUAAAGGAAAGGUGACUUUUCAAACAUCAAGUGGAUCCCUUGACUUUGCUCAUCUCAAGUCACACAACCAGGCGAUGACUCGUGUACCAAACCCCGAAGCUUUUUACACAAAUUUCUCACUGAAUCACUUGCGCUGGGCGUCACAAAACAUAAGCACUUCACAAGAGGCGGAAGAUUUGGCUGUGAAGGCACUUCAUGUGCUUGACGUUGAACUUGCCAUUCGUCUUUAUCGCCAGCUUUCGCAACCAAGUCUUGUGUUGUGUCUUGAAAACAUCAAACAUAUUAAUGAGAAAAAUCUUCUUAUUGGCCAUAUUUCUAUGAUUAUGGGGUUUUUUAAGGACGCACAGAGUUUUUUUUUGCGGUCAUCACAGCCACUUUGUGCGCUUCAGAUGCGCCAUGAUUUGAUGCAGUGGGAGUCUGCACUUGCCCUUGCAAGACAAAUGGCUCCCGAAAGGGUUUUUAUCUUAUCCAAGGAGUAUGCACAGCAAUUGGAGUAUCGUGGAGAGUACGCUAAGGCGUUGGAGAUGUAUAGAGCAGGGGAACGAGCGAUGCCAAAGGGCCAUGCCAGUACUCAACUGACUGCCGCCCAGGAAGAAGUGAAGAGCCACAACGCUGUCUGUUCAAAAGGAGCCGCAAGGUGUUUGUUACGUACAGGAAGCAUUCGAGAAGGGGUAAAACUGGCAUUGGAUUCGAAUGAUGAAGCGCUUAUAAUGGAUUGCGCGGAGAUAUUAGAAUCUACGCGACAGUUUGAGGAUGCGGCGCAUCUUUAUGAAAAAGCAUCUGAAUUUGAGCAUGCAGCCACGUUAUAUAUCCUGGAGGCGAAAAAUUUAAAGGCGGCAAGUCGUGUUAUCCCAAAGAUAUCAUCUCGCAAUAUUAUUGGUAUGUUUGCCAAAGCGAAGGAAUCUGAAGGGGCCUUCAAGGAGGCGGAACUGGCGUACACUCAGGCGGAAGAUUGGGAUAAUGUGGUUCGCAUCAAAGUAGAAAAAUUAAAUGACUUGUAUGGGGCAUACGUCGUUGUACGCCAAACGCGAUCGGCUGCUGCUGCAGCUAUAGUCGCCAACAUGUGCAAAAAGAGAGGUGAGUUUGGUUCAGCUGUGGAGUUCUUUGUUUUAGCCAAGAGCUUUCAAGAGGCAUUUGAGUUGGCCAAAGAAAAGAACUGUAUGUCUACUCUUGAAGGUGCAUUGUUGAAUCAGGCUCAGCUCCUAGAUGGGAUUGCACCCGCCUCUAACCAGGCUGAAUUUGCGAUGAUUGCCCAGUACUAUGAGCAAAAUGGGAAGCCCGGUCAGGCAGGACUGUUUUACCACAUUGCUGGAAAUUUCCCGCUGGCGUUGAGGAAUUAUCUGGACGCGGGUGAGUCGGAAGACAUUGAGAAGGCCAUUCAAGUCGUUGGUAAGUCAAGGAGUGAUGCGCUAACCAAUAGACUUAUAGAUUAUCUUAUGGGGGAAACCGACGGCGAGCCGAAGGAACCCUCAUACAUUUUCAAGCUUUACAUGGCAUUGGGGAGCUACGAAAAGGCUGCGAAAACAUCGGUCUUGAUAUCCACCAAAGAACAAGAGAUGGGCAACUAUCUCACUGCACAUAAGACUCUCGUAGAUGCAUAUCGUAUACUUCGAGAUAAAAAGAUGCAUGUUCCUAACGAUCUACGACGUUCAUUGAUGCUCUUGCAUUCCUACGUUAUUGCUAAGCCUCUUAUGAAGAUUAUGAAAGAUGAUGAAACAGCCUCUCGCAUGCUUCUACGGGUGGUGAGAAAUAUUCAUAAGUUUCCAAAACACAUAUCUGUCAUCUAUACCUCUACUGCAUUGCAGUGCUUAAAAAGUGGAUUUAGAAAGUCCGCCUUCGAUAAUGCGUGUAUUAUUAUUCAAAAUGGGAAAUACGGAACCGAAUUGGAUGAAAAGACACGAAAAAAAAUUGAAGGAAUCGUACGGAGACGUGGGAAGGAGGAAAUGGAUGACCCACCUGAGAAAACCUCUCCUUGCCCCUUUUGUGAUGCUCAAGUGCCGGAGACGGAACUGGAUUGUGGUGCCUGUAAGAAUACUUUGCCAUUCUGCAUCGUUACCGGCAAACACAUGGUCAAGGAAAACUACUCUGAGUGCCCCAUUUGCCAAUUUCCCGCUCUGUAUUCCUCGUUUGUGACGCUACUGAGGAGCUCUCAAACUUGUCCAAUGUGCGAAAGUAUCAUUGAUGUGAACAAGGUCCAAAAACAAAGUGACCCUGAUUUAAAGGCUUAUCUUGCGUAG